Cutaneotrichosporon cavernicola is the source of this 1410-nucleotide messenger RNA. RefSeq lists its product as uncharacterized. The transcript is spliced from 3 exons. Gene Ontology annotation, cellular component: plasma membrane. Gene Ontology annotation, molecular function: nucleobase transmembrane transporter activity. Gene Ontology annotation, biological process: nucleobase transport; transmembrane transport. Bases 1 to 1410 code for a protein of 469 amino acids. The record is from RefSeq and is a predicted model, not a curated record. NCBI's taxonomy places the organism in Eukaryota, Fungi, Basidiomycota, Tremellomycetes, Trichosporonales, Trichosporonaceae.
AUGGCAUGCGUCGUAAUAGGCGCCAUUAUCACCGGCAUGCUCUCGGUCGUUUCGGGGACUCCUGGUGAGGUCCAUCACAUCGGUUUCACGGUCGUUUCACGGGUUACCUGGGGCCUGCGUGGCGGAUUAUUCCCUGUAGCCUUGCGUACAUUCACGUCUAUCUGGUGGUUCGGCAUCCAGUCGUAUUGGGGCGGUAUGGCCGUUGCGCUCAUCCUCGGUGGCCUCUCGCCAUCCUUCAAGCAUAUGUAUAACCCGAUCCCAGAGAGCUCGCACAUCACCAUUCAGAACCUCAUCGGCGUCAUCAUCUGGUAUAUCCUGUACAUUCCCCUCGUCCUCGUGCCCCCCGAGAGGCUGCAGCGGCCUUUCGUCAUCUCGUCGAUCGCGUUCGGAGCUACCCUCAUUGGCCUUCUCGCAUGGGCGGUUCCCACAGCUGGAGGCGGUGGCCCGCUCUUCCACACCCAGAACACGGCACCCAGCACAUCGUACUCGAUGAUGCUAGGCAUCACGUCUAUUCUCUCUGCAUGGGGUGCAGGUACCAUUGGCCAGAGCGACUGGGUCCGCUACUCGCAGCGCCGCUACUACCCGAUGCUGUCGCAGCUGGUAGCCGCUCCUCUCAUGAUCACGUUAUGUGCCCUCGUUGGCGUUGUCGUCACGAGUUCCAGCUACCAGAUCCUCGGCACGCUGUACUGGUCGCCGAUCGAGCUCCUUGGUGCCAUCCAGGAACACUACAACUCGUCCCCAGGCGUACGUGCGGCGGUCAUCUUCGCAGGCAUCGGGUGCACAUGUGCCCAGCUGUCCAUCAACGUCCUCCUGAACUCGGUCUCGACAGGCAUGGACAUGGCUGGUCUCUGGCCAAAGUACAUCAACAUUAGGCGCGGCGCGUACCUCCUCGCAGCGUUCGGCCUGGCGUCCAACCCAUGGCAGAUUCUCGCCUCCGCCACAACGUUCCUCAGCGUCAUCUCCUUCUUGGGUGUGUUCACGGCCCCCAUGACCGGCCUGCUGCUGGCCGACUACCUCGUCGUGCGCCGACACCGCGUCAAGAUCCCCGACCUCUACAACGGCACACCAUCCAGUAUCUACUGGUUCUGGCAUGGCAUCCACUGGCGGGCGGUGGUGGCGUUCCUUGUGAGCGUGUGGGUAUUCUGGCCCGGCUUCAUCAUGACGAUGAAGGACCCCAAGGCGGACAAUGGCUGGGUCAAGCUGUUCAACAUCUCGUUCCUUGUCGGGCUGGGUUUGGGCUUUGUUAUCUACCUCGCCAUCUGCGUGGUCUCGCCCCCACCGCACUACAAGGAGGGCGACCCGUACCUGGACGACGACCUUUACUGCAAAAACGUCAGCGCCGUAGCCCCUACGGACGGUGUCGAGGACGGCAAGCACGAUGAGAACGUCACAGUUGUGCCGGUUGCGUAG